Molecule: messenger RNA, 1350 nt
Organism: Uloborus diversus
Lineage: Eukaryota; Metazoa; Arthropoda; Arachnida; Araneae; Uloboridae
Product: integumentary mucin C.1-like
Exons: 6
Coding region: 1-1194 (397 amino acids)
Source: RefSeq, a predicted model, not a curated record
AUGGAUGUUACUGCUUUUGGGGUUUCGACAUGGCAAUAUCACUUUUGGUUUGAAGACAGGAUCCAUGCUAACUGGAUAAUCGAUACUUUCGACGAUUUCCACAUGGUCACUUGCCUCCAAAAAUGCAGAAUCAAUGAAAACUGCACCGGAUUGGCUUUAGGACCUUUAAAAGAGGAUUUAGAAGACUAUGCUCGGACGUGCCAUCUUCUAAGCUAUGUUGAUGAUUCGGAGUGUUUUGAAAAUGACGAAUGUGACAAGAAAGAAUUUCAAGUAUAUCAGUUGGCGGAUCUUAAACGGAUACCUGAGACUACAACAGCGACAACUACAACCACAGCAGCAACUACUACAACUACAGUUGCUACAACGACUGAGGCAGAAACAACAACAGAAAAAACUACGACAACACCUGCAACCACCACAACAACUACUCCCGCUACUACGACUACAACCGCUGCAACAACAUCUACUACUGAACCAACUACCACUACAACAGAGAAAACGACCACUACAACAGCUAUGACGACUACUACUGAAGCGGCAACGACUACGAGUGAAGCAACUACAACAGAAAAGGCUACUACAACAACUACAUCAAGACCAACAACAACAACUGUUGCCGAUACCACAACCACAGAAGAACCCACAACAACUGAACAACCAACCACAACUUCAGCACCUACAACAACUGAAGCUCCAACAACAACAUCAAAACCAACAGAGCCUGAAACUGUUCCAGCAGAAUGCAGAACACCACCAGGAAAUAUUGUUUGUACGGAGCCAAAGCUACAAAAUAUUGUGUAUGGAUUAAUUUCGAAAUUCCCCUUGUUUUCUGAUGCUAGUAUGGAAGUUCAGUGCGAAAAUCCUUUUACUCAAGACAUUUUCAAAAGAAGCACGUCAGAGCGCACUGCAUACAAGCCUUUCUCUGGACUAUUCCCCUGUGAAGAUAACCAGGUUAUGACAGGGAUCGAAGUUUGUUUCGAAGGUGACUUGAAGUACAUUGCCGUGGAAUGUACGACAGUGCAAGAUGGAUUCGUCGUAAAGAGGGACGACAUAAAGGGCGACAACAACACGCCACAGCAACCAGAGAAAACAAGUUGCCCCGAUAAAAUGGCGAUGGUCUCUCUCAAAUUAGAGAAAGAUGACGAAGGGAAAAUCGCGGUCUACAUCCAAUGUGCAGCCAUUGCUAGAAAAUAGUCUGGAACAUUAUGUUGUCGAUUUUACGCUUAUAAAUAUUGUGACAGUUUUCUGUAUUUCUUCAGUCGAUGUCUGAAGCGAAUCUGUUGAAAAGCCUGUAAUGUUUUGCUCGGGAACAUACGCAUGAUUCCUAAUUGUUAAUGUACCUAAUCAAUC